Messenger RNA from Pistacia vera, 1483 nucleotides. Its product is annotated as malate dehydrogenase [NADP], chloroplastic. Bases 281 to 1282 code for a protein of 333 amino acids. Gene Ontology annotation, biological process: malate metabolic process; tricarboxylic acid cycle; oxaloacetate metabolic process. The transcript has 14 exons. The record is from RefSeq and is a predicted model, not a curated record. Lineage: Eukaryota; Viridiplantae; Streptophyta; Magnoliopsida; Sapindales; Anacardiaceae. Gene Ontology annotation, molecular function: L-malate dehydrogenase (NADP+) activity; L-malate dehydrogenase (NAD+) activity.
AAACUACCCGUUUCAACUCUUACAGCUCUCGCUCCCAUCCAACCAUCUCUCCUAUCUUCGUCGCAGAGCUUUUCGGCCCAUCACGCGGCCCAGAAACGCUACUGUUUCAUGCUCAAUUACACCAAAUCAAGUUCAAGCCCCGAUAGCCGUUCCAGCUGAGGAACCCCAGAGGAAAAAUGAUUGUUAUGGUGUUUUCUGUCAAACAUAUGAUCUCAAGGCUGAAGAGGAGACAAAAUCCUGGAAGAAGUUUAUUAAUAUUGCAGUCUCAGGUGCUGCUGGAAUGAUAUCCAAUCAUUUACUUUUCAAACUUGCUUCUGGAGAGGUAUUUGGGCCAGAUCAACCGAUUGCAUUAAAACUGCUUGGAUCUGAAAGGUCAUUUCAAGCUCUUGAAGGAGUGGCAAUGGAACUUGAGGAUUCCUUGUAUCCUCUAUUGAGGGAGGUGAGUAUUGGAAUAGAUCCAUAUGAGGUGUUCCAAGAUGCAGAAUGGGCUCUUCUGAUUGGAGCAAAGCCUCGUGGACCGGGAAUGGAACGAGCUGGCUUAUUAGACAUCAAUGGCAAGAUAUUUGCAGAACAGGGAAAAGCUCUCAAUGCCGUAGCAUCCCAAAAUGUCAAGGUUAUAGUUGUGGGCAAUCCCUGUAAUACCAAUGCAUUAAUUUGUUUGAAAAAUGCUCCCAACAUACCUGCAAAGAACUUUCACGCUUUGACUAGAUUAGAUGAAAAUAGAGCAAAAUGCCAGCUUGCCCUUAAAGCAGGUGUGUUCUAUGACAAAGUGUCGAAUAUGACCAUCUGGGGAAACCACUCGAUCACUCAGGUUCCAGACUUUCUAAAUGCUAGGAUCAAUGGCUUACCUGUGAAAGAGGUUAUCAAGGAUCACAAAUGGUUGGAAGAAGACUUCACUGAAAUUAUCCAGAAGAGAGGUGGUGUACUGAUUAAGAAAUGGGGAAGAUCUUCAGCUGCAUCCACUGCUGUGUCAAUCGCUGAUGCCAUUAAGUCUCUAGUAACCCCCACCCCUGAGGGUGAUUGGUUUUCAUCUGGAGUUUAUACGAACGGAAAUCCUUAUGGUAUAGCAGAGGAUAUUGUCUUCAGCAUGCCAUGCAGAUCAAAAGGAGAUGGUGAUUAUGAACUUGUCAAGGAUGUAAUAUUUGACGACUACCUUCUCAAGCGGAUUACUAAGACCGAAGCUGAGCUGCUGGCCGAGAAACGAUGUGUGGCUCACCUUAUUGGAGAGGGUGUUGCUUUCUGUGAUCUGCCUGAGGAUACAAUGCUUCCAGGAGAAAUGUAAAUUUAGUUAGGGAUCUUUAGGAAUUAAUCCAACAGCUAUGCAACUGAGUUGCUGGGUCAGAAAGCAGAAAAUGGAAUCGAAAAUACAUUGAUUAUUUAUUUAUAUUUUAUGAGUGUUAAAAUAACUUGUCAGAUAGUGAUAAGAUUAAGCCAUUAAGGUGUCAAAGUUGGACUGCUCAAUAAAAGAUUGAAAUGGUCUCUA